CCACGACAGAUUCACCUUUUUUACGAUCUUGGUUCCGGAACACUCUAAGUGUCACACCAUGGACGGGUCUCCCGUGCAGGGCUUGGGCGAUCGGCCAAUCAAACGCGAGCCCCCCAGCGACACGAACUCCUCAGGCAGCGGGUAUUUAUAUAGGAGAUCCCUUCCUGUUGAUCUCCCAACAUCUCCCACAGGCCUCGCCAUCCUUCAAUCAGCCUACCAACAUACGAGAACUCAGGAAAACUUGGCUCCGUCGCGUUCCCUCCCGCCAAUCGAAAUCAUGGAUUUUGGAGGCCCAACGUAUGAUCCGACGUCACACAGCUGGCUGAGGUCAUACAUGGUUCUCGACGACGGGUCCAUCGUUGGAACCAAGAAAGAAAACGCCAUCUUUGCACUUGGAGAUUACAAACACGACGGGGGAAGACAGGUUCUCAAAGCACUGGGGACCAUCACUCCAGCAGCUGGGAAGAUUUACAUCACCAUCUGUCGUUGCCGACACCCAAGCCGCAGAGCUCCACCUUCUCACAACGACGUUCUGCUUUCCCACGACAAUGAUUGUCACGAUGGGGUGGAAUGUUCGGGCUUCUGGCUAGAAGGCUACAAAUUCGUCACAGCGGCUCACUUUCUUAAUCUCAACAAAUCCUUGAGCCCAGAAGAGAAGAAAGAUACGAUAGACUUCCUCAAAUACAUUUCGCCGGCACCACAGCUUCCCUCUCCUAGCGCAAUGAGGGCCCGCGUUUCAUGCGAAUUGCACUCUGACGACAAACACGACUACGAGACUAUGCGGAUCUCCGAGCACGAACCGGCAAUCUAUGAUGUUCGGCUCGUGGAAUUAGAUGAAUUCGCCGACAUAGCCAUCUUCAAACCAGCAUUGCAUGAAACAAGACGACCAAAAACAUGGAUCAAGAACAGCCAACUCAGCUCUGCAGCCGCUGACAAUCCGAGCACGAUCGAUUGCAAAGUCUUUGAUAAGAGCUUCUCCGCCUAUUACUCAUGUGGGGACUCGAGAGUCGAUGACAUGAAUGAUUUGUUGCGGCUUCAGAGGGCAAAGCAAGAGAACUGUGUCACGAAGUUUGAGAUGAUGGUCAAAGAACGGUUGCGUGUAGGCCAAGAGGCUGACGACGACUGCAACAAAAUUCAACCACCAAUCUUCGAAGAAGUCUUUCAUCCCAAUAUCCGAUCUAUUGCUUUUGGGCAUCUCGCAGGGCUUGGUGGUUGGAAUGCUCCGGAUCAGCAUGCUGCCACCGUUUUGCGGUACCACAACAUCCCUGGAUUCGCAGGAUGUUCCGGCGGUAUGGUGGGCUAUUUGGAAAUUCGUCAAAAUCCUACUCCCGAAGGCCUAGUGCUUCCGGAGGUAGUGGUGAGAAUCGUGGGUAUCUUCAAAGGCGAGAAAGGCAGCGCCAAUACCUUGGUCGCGUUUACUCAGAGAGGCGUCUAUGGUAUCAUCAAAUGCUGAAUUGGAUAAUGCUUGCCAACCCUGCAGAGCAAGCGCCCCCGGAUUCCUUGUUUUCGUUCUCGAAAGAAAAAAAAAGACGGUGACAAAGAUAUCUGAGAAGCAUGGUUUCAGCCACCCGCCACAAAGUCACUCAACGGAGAAUUGAUUCAGCUUGAGCGCAGCAGGGCCCAGUCUGAUCAGGAGUGAGAAAGAUCGGUGGCAUUGAACAAAAGACAAAAGACAUAAGGCAGACUGUAUGGAUAUUAGGUCGAAGAAGCAACCAGCGGAGGGACACUUGGUUGGGCUGAGAUCGGACGCGCGCGUGGCAUUUCUAGAGGGACUCUGAGUUGUACUGGAGGCGCCACGCCGGCGAGGGACGGGUCCAGGCAGGAGUUGUACCGGGGUUGCGGACCACUGAUCGGAGUAUGCAUGCCAACCACGGGCUCUUGAAACGAGGCCCCCUUUUCGCGACACAGAUAGACAGUGCCGGUGCUUUUACAUCCUCGAGGGAUGCCAGCCAGAAAGAGAAAUUUCGAUAGAAAAAAAUAUUGCUGAUGCUC
Messenger RNA from Cladophialophora immunda, 1992 nucleotides. RefSeq lists its product as uncharacterized. The transcript is spliced from 3 exons. The record is from RefSeq and is a predicted model, not a curated record. The coding region runs from base 59 to 1453 and encodes 464 amino acids. Lineage: Eukaryota; Fungi; Ascomycota; Eurotiomycetes; Chaetothyriales; Herpotrichiellaceae.